This is a messenger RNA of Salvelinus namaycush (lake trout), 795 nucleotides long. It is a transcript of the gene c1ql2, whose product is annotated as complement component 1, q subcomponent-like 2. The record is from RefSeq and is a predicted model, not a curated record. Lineage: Eukaryota; Metazoa; Chordata; Actinopteri; Salmoniformes; Salmonidae. The transcript is spliced from 2 exons. Bases 7 to 795 code for a protein of 262 amino acids. Gene Ontology annotation, molecular function: protein binding.
AUCGUCAUGGUGUUAGCGCUUAUCAUAGCGAUACCGCUGCUGGUCCAAGCAUCCAAGACGGACGCACACUACGAGAUGAUGGGCACUUGUAGGAUGAUAUGUGAUCCAUACAACCCCAAACCCAGCGCCAAUGCUCUGGAAGUCAUGCAGGACCUGAGCGCCAUCCCAUCCCCGGCGUUCUCGCAUGGGACUAAAGGCGAUCCGGGUCGACCGGGGAAACCAGGACCGAGAGGUCCGCCAGGCGAACCAGGUCCACCCGGUCCAAGAGGACCGCCGGGGGACAGGGGGAACUCGGGGAAACCGGGUUAUCCCGGCCUUACCACGGGGGAGACGGCUAAAGGGACCGUGAGUAGCGCUAGGACCGAUAAUGGCGAGGACCGAGACUCCGCAAUUGGCGGCACAAAAAUCGCAUUUUACGUGGGUCUGAAAAACCCCCACGAGGGAUACGAGGUGCUAAGGUUCGACGACGUGGUGACAAACCUGGGGAACCAUUACGACCCGUCUACCGGCAAGUUCACGUGUGAAGUGUCCGGGAUCUACUACUUUACAUACCAUGUGUUAAUGCGUGGAGGCGACGGGACCAGCAUGUGGGCAGAUUUGUGCAAAAACGGACAGGUCCGCGCCAGUGCGAUAGCCCAAGACGCAGACCAGAACUAUGACUACGCCAGCAACAGUGUAGUGCUUCAUCUAGACUCCGGGGACGAGAUCUACAUCAAGCUGGACGGAGGCAAGGCGCAUGGGGGAAACAACAACAAGUACAGCACGUUUUCCGGUUUCAUUUUGUAUCCGGACUAA